AUGGGAUCCCACCUAAAUGCCUACACAUCUCGUGAACAGACUGUGUAUUAUGCCAAGUGUUUCAGCAAAGAUUUGCCACAGGCCCUGGAUAUUCUUUCUGACAUCAUCCAGAACAGUACUCUUGGAGAAGAGGAAAUUGAACGUGAACGUGGAGUCAUCCUCCGAGAAAUGCAGGAAGUGGAAACGAAUCUACAAGAAGUCGUAUUUGAUCACUUGCAUGCCACUGCUUACCAAGGUACACCUCUUGGGCGCACCAUCCUUGGACCUACUGAGAAUAUUAAAACUAUUAACCGCAAUGACCUCACAGAAUAUAUUUCAACACACUACAAGGGUCCACGAAUUGUGUUGGCUGCCGCAGGAGGAGUUGAUCAUGAGAACUUGGUUAAACUAUCUCAACAAUACUUUGGUGGGAUUAGUGCUGGCUAUGAGGGAGAAAUUCCUUUGACCAGUCCCUGCAGAUUUACUGGUAGUGAGAUUCGUGUUAGAGAUGAUGAUAUGCCAUUGGCCCAUGUGGCUUUGGCUGUUGAAGGAUGUGGUUGGGCUGAUUCUGAUAACAUUGCCUUGAUGGUGGCUAAUACAAUCAUUGGAACUUGGGACCGUACCCAUGGUGGUGGUGAAAACCUUGCUGGACGUUUGGCCAGUAACUCUGCCAAGGGUAACCUCUGCCAUAGCUUCCAAGCUUUCAACACUUGCUAUACCGACACGGGAUUGUGGGGCAUCUAUUUUGUAUCAGACAAACUCACCAUUGAUGAUAUGAUGUUCAACAUUCAGAAUGAAUGGAUGCGUCUAUGUAACAACGUGACAGAUUUUGAAGUGCAGAGAGCUAAGAACUUACUUAAGACCAACUUAUUAUUACAGCUGGAUGGUUCCACACCAAUUUGUGAAGAUAUUGGAAGUUUUCAUUUGAGAAAUAUGAUUUCCUCAAGGACAUUCCUAAGAUUUGAUCCACAUUUUACAAUUCCAACAUACAGACUUGAUUGCGUCAAGUUUCUCUCUUCUCCCCUCUCUCUGUAA
This is a messenger RNA of Acanthosepion pharaonis, 1014 nucleotides long. The record is from the annotation of a GenBank genome assembly. Lineage: Eukaryota; Metazoa; Mollusca; Cephalopoda; Sepiida; Sepiidae.